AUGAGGAAACAAAAUUGGCUGAUUGUUCUUAAUCUAGCAAACAAUUAUUUGUCUGGAAGAAUUCCUAAUUGUUGGCAGCAUUGGCAAUAUUUGCAAGUCUUACAAUUAGAAAAUAACCAAUUGAUGGGUACCAUUCCACCAUCUAUUGGACAUUUAGCUUCUCUCAAAUCAUUGCACUUGCAACAUAACAACCUCUCAGGAAAACUACCGCAAUCUCUACAACAUUGUGUAAACUUGGUGCUCAUUGAUCUUGGUGGAAAUGAAUUUAUUGGAAGCAUUCCUACUUGGAUGGGGAAUUCAUUUUCGAAAUUGGUAGUUCUUAACCUUCGUUCAAAUAAGUUUCAAGGCGGCAUUCCAUAUGAACUAUGUCGUCUAAGUUCUCUUCAAAUCUUGGACCUUGCACAUAAUAAUCUCUCAACAGUUGUGCCAAAAUGUUUCAACAAUUUCACAGCCAUGGUUGAAAAACAAAAUUCAAGCAAUCUCUUUUCUUAUUUUGCAAUGAGUCCUACAUCAGGAGCUCAAGAAAAUGCAUUUCUUGUGACCAAAGGAAGAGAGGUUGAAUAUAGUACCAUCCUUAAAUUUGUUACAAGCAUGGAUCUUUCAGAAAACAAUUUGUCUGGACAGAUCCCCAAGGAACUAACUAGACUAGUUGGAUUGCAUUCAUUGAAUCUGUCUGGAAAUCAUUUUACCGGAGAGAUCCCAAAGAAUAUUGGUGACAUGGAGCAACUUGAAUCCCUAGAUUUCUCUCUAAACCAACUUUGUGGUGAAAUUCCUUUGAGCAUGUCAAGUUUGACAUUCUUGAGUCACUUGAAUUUGUCUUAUAAUAAUUUGAUAGAACAAAUUCCAUUAAGUACUCAACUUCAAAGCUUAGAGAAUUCCAGCUUCGUCAGCAACAAACUUUGUGGACCUCCACUCCCAAGCUGUGACACAAACAAGGCAAGGCAAUACCUAAAGUUAAACAUGGAGGCAAUGAAGAAGGAGAGGGAUUUCCAGAAAUGUGGUUCUAUGCGAUAUCGGCACUUGGAUUUGUUGUUGGUUUUUGGGUUGUGGUGGGUCCUUUACUAUUCAAGAUGCGCUGGAGAAUUGCUUAUUUUCGGUUUCUUGAUGAUAUUUGGUACAACUUCUGUAAUUUUAUUUUAA
Camellia sinensis is the source of this 1140-nucleotide messenger RNA. RefSeq names its product receptor-like protein EIX2. NCBI's taxonomy places the organism in Eukaryota, Viridiplantae, Streptophyta, Magnoliopsida, Ericales, Theaceae. The record is from RefSeq and is a predicted model, not a curated record. Gene Ontology annotation, molecular function: protein binding.